AUGUCGCCUACGCCCUCCGAACAAGUCUUUGCCGCCUUUGGUAUCAAAGCACAACUAACGCCAUUAACUGGAGGAAGUUUCGUGUGCUAUUCAGAUGGAACCAGUAUCCUAAAGCCAUCAGACGACGAUGAAGAAUCGCAGUGGAUUGGAAGCACUCUAUUAUCGCUCUCAAACUUAGAGCCAUCUUCAGCAUAUCGCGUCCCUAAGCCAAUCCCCAGCAUUCAGGAUCCAACUACAUAUGUUGUUGAUGGUUGGACCGCCUUUUCCCUACUCCCAGGACGAAACGAACCACCUAUUCGGUUUCAAGACACACUUCGUGUCAGCCAAGCUUUUCACCACGACUUGUCAAAACUGAACCUUACAAAGCCACCGUUCUUGAAUACACGAAAUAAUCGGUGGUCCGAAGCCGAUCGAGUCAUAUGGGGUGAAAAGCAGCUCUCAGACGUCGCCAACGUUAACAACGAGGUUCUCGACAUAUUUCAUGAGGCGUUGGAAAUGUACAAAAGGUUAACGAAGCCAUUACCCGCCGAUAUUCCUUGCCAACCUAUUCACGGGGAUCUCACUGGAAAUAUUCUCUUUGACGAUGAGCAUGGAGGGCUGCCUGGUAUCAUUGACAUGACCUUCUACUGGCGGCCGGCUGCUUAUGCCGAGGCAAUAGUGGUUGCUGAUGGUUUGGCCUGGCAUAAGCAGGGCAGAGAGCUUGUGGAGUUGUAUGGCACGGACGACGUCAGACUCCAGCUUUUGGUGAGAGCCUUGCAUUGGAGAUGUCUGACUUUUGCGAUUGAUUCGAUUGUUGAUUGGGUGAGGGUGAAUAUACCAAAGGUAGAUUUCAUGGGUGCGGCUCGCUUGUUGGAGGAGAUUAUACGGGAGAAAGCUGGUUAG
This is a messenger RNA of Pochonia chlamydosporia 170, 882 nucleotides long. Its product is annotated as ribosomal protein L1. Bases 1 to 882 code for a protein of 293 amino acids. The transcript has a single exon. NCBI's taxonomy places the organism in Eukaryota, Fungi, Ascomycota, Sordariomycetes, Hypocreales, Clavicipitaceae. The record is from RefSeq and is a predicted model, not a curated record.